AUGGGAGGUAGCAUCCCGUCCUUGCUUUCCGGCGAUUCCGCCUCGUGUAUCGUCGUCUCCGAACGCAUGAUCGCACUCGGAACGCACGACGGAACCGUUCAUAUCCUCGACUUUUUGGGAAAUCAGGUUAAGGAAUUUGCUGCUCAUUCAGCUGCAAUGAAUGACCUUAGUUUUGAUAUAGAAGGCGAAUAUAUUGGAAGCUGUUCUGAUGAUGGUUCUGUUAUACUGCAUAGUCUUUUCACUGACGAGAAAUUGAAAUUUGAGUAUCAUCAUCCUAUGAAGGCCAUUGCACUUGAUCCUGAUUAUGCAAGAAAAUCAUCUAGGAGAUUUGUAACUGGUGGCUUAGCUGGCCACUUAUAUCUUAAUACCAAAAAGUGGCUUGGCUAUAAGGAUCAGGUUUUGCACUCAGGUGAAGGUCCAAUCCAUGCAGUGAAAUGGAGAACGAGUCUCAUUGCUUGGGCUAAUGAUAUGGGAGUAAAAGUUUAUGAUGCUGCAAAUGAUCAACGGAUUACAUUUAUAGAAAGACCAAGAGGGAGUCCUCAUCCUGAAAUCUUGCUCCCACAUUUAGUGUGGCAGGAUGAUGCCUUAUUGGUGAUUGGCUGGGGAACCUAUGUGAAAAUUGCAUCAAUAAGAUCAAAUCUGAACAAGGGCGCCAAUGGAACUUAUAAGCAUGUUUCAAUGUCUAACAUGAACCAAGUAAAUAUUGUGACAUCAUUUCAGACUAGCUGUUACAUAUCAGGAAUUGCUCCUUUUGGUGAUUCUUUGGUUGUUCUAGCCUAUAUUCUUGGUGAAGAAGAUGGAGAAAAGGAAUUUAGUUGCACAAUACCUUCAAGACAGGUAUGCGUCCUUUACAGUUCUGAAAAAGCUAAGUUCCUUGUCAUGGUGUACACCCCCUAUUUUGAGGCUUUUUGUGCUAUCAUUAGUGCAUUAUCUGUUUCUGUUCCUGCAAGUUUACCAAUUUAUCUUUAUGGUGUGACUCCAUUCUUGACAGAAGCCACGGCAAUGGUUACUGGAAAUGCACAAAGACCAGAGGUUCGCAUUGUGUCUUGGAACAAUGAUGAAUUGGCAACUGAUGCCCUACCAGUACAUGGCUUUGAGCACUACACAACAAUGGAUUAUUCCUUGGCACAUGCUCCUUUCUCAAGCAGCAGUUAUGCCCGUGGACAGUGGGCUGCCGGUGAUGAACCAAUAUACUAUAUUGAUGCUAAGGAUCACAUUGCAUGGCUUCUUCAACAUGGAUGCCAUGAAAAAGCUUUAGCAGCAGUUGAGGCUGGUCAGGGUCGGAGUGAACUCCUUGAUGAAGUCGAAACUAGAUACCUUGAUCAUUUGAUUGUGGAAAGGAAAUAUGCUGAGGCUGCUUCCUUGUGUCCCAAAUUGUUGAGGGGAUCUCCUAAAGCUUGGGAGAGAUGGGUUUUUCAUUUUGCCCAUCUCCGUCAACUUCCUGUAUUGGUUCCAUAUAUGCCAACAGAGACCCCAAAGCUACGUGAUACUGCUUAUGAGGUUGCUCUUGUGGCUCUGGCAACAAAUCCAGGAUUUUAUAAGGAUCUUGUAUCAACUGUUAAAUCUUGGCCACGUGUCAUUUAUUCUAUGUUACCUGUUAUCUCUGCAAUUGAGCCACAGUUAAAUACUUCAUCUAUGACUGAUGCCCUUAAAGAGGCGCUUGCAGAGUUGUAUGUUAUCAAUGGGCAGUACGAGAAAGCUUUUUCACUAUAUGCUGAUCUCACGAAGCCAGAUAUAUUUGACUUCAUUGAAAGACACAACUUACAAAAUUCUAUUCAAGAAAAGGUUGUCCCGUUGAUGAUUGUAGAUUGUAAACAAGCAGUUAAUUUAUUGCUCCAAAAUCAGGACUUAAUUACACCAUAUGAAGUUGUUUCACAGCUUCUGAAUACUAGAAAAAAGUGUGAUGCGACAGCCUUUUCUUAG
This is a messenger RNA of Hibiscus syriacus, 1923 nucleotides long. RefSeq names its product vacuolar protein sorting-associated protein 41 homolog. Gene Ontology annotation, molecular function: protein binding. The coding region runs from base 1 to 1923 and encodes 640 amino acids. Gene Ontology annotation, cellular component: late endosome; HOPS complex. The record is from RefSeq and is a predicted model, not a curated record. Lineage: Eukaryota; Viridiplantae; Streptophyta; Magnoliopsida; Malvales; Malvaceae. Gene Ontology annotation, biological process: cellular response to starvation; macroautophagy; protein targeting to vacuole. The transcript has 13 exons.